Molecule: messenger RNA, 1476 nt
Organism: Megalobrama amblycephala (Wuchang bream)
Lineage: Eukaryota; Metazoa; Chordata; Actinopteri; Cypriniformes; Xenocyprididae
Product: serine/threonine-protein kinase pim-2-like
Exons: 7
Coding region: 1-1413 (470 amino acids)
Biological process (GO): protein autophosphorylation; negative regulation of apoptotic process; regulation of mitotic cell cycle
Cellular component (GO): cytoplasm
Molecular function (GO): protein serine/threonine kinase activity; ATP binding
Source: RefSeq, a predicted model, not a curated record
AUGGGACAGCGACUAUCUCGUAGAGAGAAAGUGAAGGGAGGAGGUGAGUGUGUGCACGGGAUAAAUCCCUGUACUACACUGACAUCCACCGACCACAAGGCGGAGCUCCAUCCUCGUCCUAACGAGACGCCUGAUGGUAUCGGUGAGGGAGGCGGGCAGGAGAGAGGGGGAGAGAAAACUAAGAAUAAGAGGCAGAAAAAGAGGAGAUUUCGGAGGUUUGCCUCUUUUUUCUGUUGUUGUUCUCGCCCCAAAUCCACCAAAGCUCGGGAUGAGCAGGUGGAGCAGGGUGAGGUGGACCAGGACACUGAUGAGGGCCCCUCCAGGAGGUGUACUGAUGAUCAGACUUCUAUACAGGAAGUCAUCUGUACUGUAGAGGACAGUGAUCAUCAGGAACCUCCUUCCAGUAGUCCUGAAGUCCCACACACUGCCGAAAACCAGCAAGUGGAGGACGUCCAGCCUCAAGAUCAGGACAGUCCGGCCAGUCCAUCAGCAGGUGAAACUGGAUCACAUCUGCCGAGACAGCUGGACUGUGAUGAGAUCAUGAGGAUCGAGGACCACAUUUGCUGGAGAUACACCAUUGGCAAGAAGUUAGGGGAAGGAGGAUUUGGCUCCGUCUUUGAAGGGACACGUUGCAAGGACGAUCUCCAGGUAGCUGUGAAAUUCACAGCGAAGACGGAGAAUGAGCCGUACAUCAGCCUUCCUGAUCAUCCCAGACCAGUUCCUCUUGAGGUGGCCCUGACACUCAUGGCCAAUCAAGGCCCCAGGUGUCGCCACAUAAUAGAGGUUCUGGACUGGCAGGACCAUCCCGACCAGUUCAUCAUGGUCUUAGAGCGACCCUCACACUGCAUGGACAUGCACAGCUUUUGGCUGCAGAAUGGAGGCCUCUUUUGUGAGGAGUUGGCGUGCCAUUUCAUGUGGCAGGUGAUUGACGCCGCCGCCGUGUGCUGUUCCCGGUGGGUGUUCCAUCGGGACAUCAAAAUGCCAAACCUCUUGGUCAACACGGAGACACUGGAGGUCAAAUUGAUAGAUUUCGGCUGUGGAGACCUCCUGAGAAGCUCGUCCUACAAAACCUACUCUGGGACAGCAAGGUAUUGCCCUUCUGAGUACUUUGAGAACGGCGAGUACUAUGGGAAGCAGGCAACAGUGUGGUCCCUGGGGGUGCUGGUGUUUGUCAUGAUCACCAGCCUUUACCCAGACAGCUGCAAUAUUGGUUUGAUGGACGUUGAUGCCUGGUUCCAGCCAGGCUUCUCAGAUGAAUGCUGCCGUUUUAUUCGAGGUUGCCUAAAGAGCAACCCAGAGCAGAGAAUCCACUUGGACGAGAUGCUCUCCCAUGACUGGUUCAAGGUCAUGGAGAGGGUCAGCCUUGCGUCUGGCGGGCUGACACAGAUGGCCACUCCAUCCCUUCAGCCUUAGUAUCUUGCGGGGCUGGCAGGCCUCGGUUGCGUCUGGCGCCUUGGCUUGAGCCAGUAGUUUUAG